Molecule: messenger RNA, 2823 nt
Organism: Vespula pensylvanica (western yellowjacket)
Lineage: Eukaryota; Metazoa; Arthropoda; Insecta; Hymenoptera; Vespidae
Product: probable ubiquitin carboxyl-terminal hydrolase MINDY-4
Exons: 14
Coding region: 626-2014 (462 amino acids)
Biological process (GO): protein K48-linked deubiquitination
Molecular function (GO): K48-linked deubiquitinase activity; cysteine-type deubiquitinase activity
Source: RefSeq, a predicted model, not a curated record
AACGAAUAUCAAAUAGUAGGGUUUGGCAAUAAUAAAAGAGUGAUCUUCAAUUUUAUUUUCUGCAGAGAAUUUCUCGAUAAAUCUCAAUGAUAUUGAAAAUAAUAAGUUAAAAAGUCACGAAAGUGGAAACAAACAUAUCUCAAAGUUAGGAUCUUCCGUGGAUAACAUGAAUUUAGAUUUCAACAGCUAGUCCUACAAUAGCUACACGCAAAGCACGAGCGAAGUGAAAACGACGCUAGUCGUCGAAGUGAUCAUUCAACGAUAUCUUAACUUCGUGUGAAAAAUGACUAAUCGAUUUCUCAUGGGAGAUGGCAUGUUAAAUGAGACUUAACAGGAAAGUUCUCCGAUUGUACGGUUAUAAUUUAUUUUCAUCGCCUGCUAAAGAAUUCUCUUUUCUUAAUUCGUCACGCACGAAGUGUCAGGACUGAAUCUUUACGCUUGAAAGAGGACAAUAAGAUCUCAUUUUAUAUGAAAGUAAAUUUAUCACGGAAUGUCUUAGCUCAACAGACAAUGAUAACAUUUUACGUUUUCAAGAUACUUCCACGGAUACCAAUAUUGUAAUCACUUUUUUGAAUAUUUUUGUGGAUCUUCUAAUCUUUCAAUAUCUAUCGAUAUCAUUUUUUCAAUGGAGGAAUCACGAACAACGAAAGCAAACGAGCACGCACUCACUAUAUCCGAUCCGGUAUCUGAUACUGGCACAAGUACGACACCGACAUCAACAUCAGCAUCAUUUUCAAGCAAACAGCAAUAUGAUGCGAUUCCAAAGAAGUCGACUUAUUUGAGAGACAAAGAAAGGAUCAUUUAUCCAAGAAACACGAGGACCUUGCCGAAAAUAGUUGUAGCUGGUGGAACGCCAAUAGACGAGGAAACUUGUAUGAUGUUGAGAACAUUGGUAUUUGGUAGCUGUGCUUGUCCACCGAAGGCAGAAUGGGCUAGAACUGGUUUGACGUUAAGACCGUAUGGUCAGAAUUUAGCUUUUGGAUUAAGAGCACCCAGGAACACAACUAGAGGUCUUAUUACGGCCGUUCAAGCGAUCAUGUUGAAGAAUUUUUUAUUCAAGUGUAACAUACAGGAUGGUCGUAUCGGUCCCGAUAUCUUGCUGAAGCCUUCAUAUGAUAGACAAGUGGAAGUCCUAUGCCUGGCGAUAUCUGAAAUAAUUUGGCGUUGCGCCGGUGGCUUCGUUGCACACAAUCAGAACAGCAGUUGCAUUGCGAGUAGCAACCUCGAUACAAAAAGUGUCAGCGUGCCAAAGGCGAUAGUGGCAUUACCACAAAAGAUACCCUAUCUGCAACAUAGCGUGCAGUAUUUUCAGGAUGGUUUGACGGAGACGUUGCAUCUAUUCGAGUUCAUCUCAAUAGAAGAUCUCCAAAUAUUCAUCAAAAGGUACUUAUACUUGUUUCAGGAUGAAGGAGGACCAGGAGCAAAGUUGUUGCUUUACAGUGCCGUUUUAUCCAGAGGUCUAGUGAAAGUUCAAAGCGACCUGGAAGAUCAGAAAGCUUCUAUACUAGGCGGAUGUCCUGAGGAGGGACCGAUCAGUGUUGUGGUCUUUAUGUUGACUGGGCGUGCGUCUCCUCAUCUUCAUAACGGAGUUAUUCAUAUUGGAGAUGAGAAUACAUAUGCUGUCCCACAAUGGGGUAUUCUCGUGAGAAGCGAAGUAGGUCUUUUAGUCCACGAGGGUGACGGUCAAACGAACAAGGUACCUGGUUCGCGACUGAAAACUCCCAGCUUACCGAUAUGGGUUACAUUAUGUCAUGGUCAUCAUGGUGUUCUCUUUAAUACGAACAAAGAAUUGCUAAGGAAUUAUCAUGCUGAAAGACGAUUCGAGGUGCAAUAUUUCGCUUGUGGUGGAAGCCACGCCACAUUGACCGUGGAUACGAGGGCGAACGAGAGCGCAUCGGGUGUAGAAUCCACCAGCAAGGAAUCCGUCGACAUUGCUGCUACACCAUUGGAAAAACUUAUUCGUUCCAAAUGGCAGGAUGCACAAAUACAAUGGAACGGAGCACCAUUGAUGUAACAUCAUCAUUCAUAAGAAUGAAGUUAGUCUUGGUUUGAUUUUGAAGAAAGGAAAGUCGUUCGUUUCUUUUGGUAUGAGGACGAUGCACCGAAAUCGUUGAUUUGGAAACGUCGAUAUAUCGUGGGAUAGGAAAAAGCAAAUCGUUCCAUUCCGGGGAUGACAAUUCGCGUCCCUCGUCGCUGAACCGUCUCGAAUCAUCCAUCCGUGAAAUCGACAGUGUACCUCUUUCGCAUCGUGAGAAAUAACCAUUUUCAUCGUCAUUGCGAUUUGCAAUUCAUUGCAAACGUUUGAGAAGGAAUAUGCAUCGAUCGAUUGUAUACACGCUUCGAUGAAAUAUUUUUACGAAAGAGCGACAUCGAUGAUACUUUUGUAGGUUUUUGGAAAACGAAACGACAACAUGGGAUCUAUUUCGUGACGCCAAAAUUGAGAUGUGAUAGAUGGAAAUUAUAAGAGAAGAAGAAAUCGUUCAAUUUUUCGCGGUAAAUUUAUUUUGUUAGAUCAUAUACUCAAUUACGAGAAGAGAAUAAUAAUGAUGACGUAGCGUUACAUUAGAAUAGCAUAACAAGUAUUACACUAAUUUCAGAGUUGUAAGAUUCAACGAAAUACGUCAUUAGGUAGUUUAUUUUACAACAGAUUACCUGUGAAUGUAAUGAUAGUCGGUAUUAUAACGAUACUAUUAUACUCUAUUAGUAUAUAAAUGUAGCGUGUAGUAUGUAAUAACAUAUUGUAACAUAGUAUUACCAACUGUAUUUAAUAGCGAUUUACGUGUAUUACCGUCGUAAUUGAUUUGAAAAUAAUAUAUUCUAAAA